AUGGAGCUGCCAGCUGUCGGCGAGCACGUCUUCGCUGUGGAAAGCAUCGAGAAGAAGCGGAUCCGCAAGGGCAGAGUGGAGUAUCUGGUGAAAUGGAGAGGCUGGUCCCCUAAAUAUAACACGUGGGAACCCGAGGAGAACAUCUUGGAUCCCCGGCUGCUGAUCGCCUUCCAGAACAGGGAAAGACAAGAGCAGUUGAUGGGAUAUCGGAAGAGAGGCCCGAAGCCUAAACCCCUGGUGGUGCAGGUACCUACCUUUGCCCGGCGCUCCAACGUGCUGAGCGGACUCCAGGACUCCUCUGCUGACAACCGAGCCAAGCUGGAGCUGGGAGCCCAGGGUAAGGGCCAGUCGCAUCAGUACGAACUCAACAGUAAGAAGCAUCAUCAGUAUCAGCCGCACAGCAAGGAGCGGGCGGGCAAACCCCCGCCACCCGGCAAGAGCGGCAAGUACUACUACCAGCUUAACAGCAAGAAGCAUCACCCCUACCAACCGGACCCCAAGAUGUAUGACCUGCAGUACCAGGGCGGCCACAAGGAGGCGCCUAGUCCCACCUGUCCAGACCUGGGCGCCAAGAGCCACCCACCGGACAAGUGGGCCCAUGGCGCAGGGGCCAAGGGCUACCUGGGAGCGGUGAAGCCCUUGGGCGGGGCGGCCGGACCACCAGGCAAGGGCUCUGAGAAGGGCCCUCCUAACGGUAUGACGCCCACCCCCAAGGAGGCAGUAACGGGCAACGGGAUUGGAGGCAAAAUGAAGAUUGUCAAAAAUAAAAAUAAGAAUGGCCGCAUUGUCAUUGUUAUGAGCAAGUACAUGGAGAAUGGCAUGCAAGCAGUGAAGAUCAAGUCCGGAGAGGAGGGCGAGGCGCGGUCCCCCAGCCACAAGAAGCGUCCAGCAGCGGAGGACCGUGAUCCCCCAGCCGACAGGACUUUUAAAAAGGCGGUGGGCGCUGAAGAGAAGAAGUCGGAAGUGCCUGCCAAGAGGAGUGAGGAGGAGGUGCCUGGAGCGGGUGACCCUCAGCCCCAGGACACCAGUUCCCGAAAGCUUUCUCUGGCCAAGGAGGCCUUCAGCGAGCAACCUCUUCAGCUCACCACCAAGCCUGACCUACUGGCCUGGGACCCAGCUCGGAGCUCUCACCCGCCCCCGCACCACCACCACCACCACCACCAUCACCACCACCACCACGCAGUCGGCCUCAACCUUUCCCACUCGCGCAAGCGCUGCCUCUCGGAGACCCACGGCGAGCGGGAGCCCUGCAAGAAGCGCUUGACUGCGCGCAGCAUUAGCACCCCCACCUGCCUAGGGGGUAGUCCAGCCACUGAGCGCCCAGCCGAUGGCCCUCCUGCCGCUGCUGCCUCCGCUGCCCACCCUCCGCAGCCAGAGGUCAUUCUGCUGGACUCGGACCUGGAUGAGCCCAUAGACUUGCGGUGCGUCAAGACGCGCUGUGAGGCAGGGGAACCACCCAGCUCCCGACAGGUGAAGCCAGAGGCUCUCUCAGCCGCGGUGCCCGUAUCUGCCGUACCAGUGACAUCGGCCGAGAAGCCUCCAGCCGAGGCUCAGGACGAGCCCGAGGACUCUCUGGCUGACUUCAAGCCCUUCUUUGGGAAUAUAAUUAUCACCGACGUGACUGCGAACUGCCUCACCGUCACGUUCAAGGAGUACGUGACCGUGUAG
Molecule: messenger RNA, 1668 nt
Organism: Chrysochloris asiatica (Cape golden mole)
Lineage: Eukaryota; Metazoa; Chordata; Mammalia; Afrosoricida; Chrysochloridae
Gene: CBX4
Product: chromobox homolog 4
Exons: 5
Coding region: 1-1668 (555 amino acids)
Biological process (GO): negative regulation of DNA-templated transcription
Source: RefSeq, a predicted model, not a curated record